Messenger RNA from Mauremys mutica (yellowpond turtle), 1047 nucleotides. Its product is annotated as protein eyes shut homolog. The coding region runs from base 1 to 1047 and encodes 348 amino acids. Gene Ontology annotation, molecular function: calcium ion binding. The transcript is spliced from 8 exons. Lineage: Eukaryota; Metazoa; Chordata; Testudines; Geoemydidae. The record is from RefSeq and is a predicted model, not a curated record.
AUGAAACCACAAGAAGAUCACUACCGAUUUAAUGGUGAAACCUUGAGGUGUCACACUGGAUUUUCUGGUCAGUUUUGUGAAAUAGAAGUUAAUGAGUGUGGUUCAUCGCCUUGUCUACACGGUUCAACCUGUGAAGAUCAUAUCAAUGGAUACACUUGCAAAUGUCAACAUGGAUGGGCAGGCUUGAAUUGUGAGGAGGAUAUUGAUGAAUGUAGCUCUAAUCCCUGUGUACAUGGCAUCUGCGUCCAGAAGGAACCCAGCUUGGGUUACACCUGUUUUUGCAAACCUGGAUUUGUGGGACGAAGCUGUGAGCUUAAUUACAAUGAUUGCCUAAUACAGACCUGCUCCGCUGGGUUUCUUUGCAAUGAUGGAAUAAACAAUAUCACCUGCUUACCUGCUAUCCCCCAAAGCAACAAAACUAUCACUGAAAUGGAUGGAGUGCCCCCUACUGAGAUUUUAGACAGUGAUCUUACUCCAGCAAAAUCUGUUUCUACUGGGAUUUGGUCUAAACAUGCUACUCCUGAUUUUCAUACAAUGCAACUAUCCCAAGAUUUCAACUAUGCUCAAUACCAUGGAGAUUCUUAUCUGGAAUUUCAAGGUUUGCAGUUGAAACCACAAAACAACAUCCAUCUAGAAUUUCAGACCUAUAGCUGCCAAGGACUCCUUCUGUACAUUGAACGGAGCCCAGCAACAAUGGGACAUUUAUUUAUUCAACUCUUCAUCAAACACGGUACCUUACAGUACCAAUUUGUAUGUGAUGGGGCAGCAGAAGUUAGAAGCAUCAAUACCACUAUUAGAGUGGAUAAUGGACACAAGUAUAGAGUUCACAUUAGGCAAGACAUGAUACCAUGUGAUGCUGAAGUGACUGUCCUGGAUAUUUCUGCGAAGAUAAGCAUGCCUACCAAUCUCUGGUCCAGUACAGUUUGGCUUGAGACAGGUCCUAUAUUUAUAGGUGGUUUGCCUCAUCGCUAUGCACAAAAACAGGUAGCUUUGGUGGGAUAUGUGACUAAGAAUCUUAAACUAACAAAUUGGACUAUGAGUAGCUGA